Nicotiana attenuata is the source of this 501-nucleotide messenger RNA. RefSeq names its product F-box protein At3g07870-like. The coding region runs from base 1 to 501 and encodes 166 amino acids. The record is from RefSeq and is a predicted model, not a curated record. NCBI's taxonomy places the organism in Eukaryota, Viridiplantae, Streptophyta, Magnoliopsida, Solanales, Solanaceae. The transcript has a single exon.
AUGCAUUGGUUGACUCGAUUUGGAAUGUAUAUUUGUGGACGUUAUGACAUGCUCAUAAUUUCCUUUGAUUUAGCUGAUGAGAUAUUUACUGAAGUUCCAAACGUUGAUUUUAAUGUCGACCAAAAAAUUGGCGACUUUCACCUAACAGUUCUGGGAGAUUGUCUUGUUGCUGCUAUAACUUUGCCUCACCAAAAUGGUGGAGCAAUAAGAAUUUGGGUAAUGAAGGAAUACAAUACGAAUGAGUCUUGGAUGAAGGAGUUCAUAAUUGGAGCUUAUACAACAACAACAAAUUCUGGCAUACAACAUUUGCAACCAUUGAUAAAAGUUUUAUGCCUGUCGAAGAAUGGAGAGCUCUUGAUGGAUUAUAGAUGGGGAAAUUUGGUUUCAUAUGACCCUCAAAAUGGUGUCUUUAGGCUUCUAAAGUUUCAGGGAAUAUCUAAUUUGUUUCAGGGGGUGCCUAAUUUGUUUCAGACAAUUGUUCAUGUUGGUGGCCUUAAUUAG